Messenger RNA from Rhagoletis pomonella (apple maggot), 735 nucleotides. Its product is annotated as probable arginine--tRNA ligase, cytoplasmic. The record is from RefSeq and is a predicted model, not a curated record. The coding region runs from base 352 to 699 and encodes 115 amino acids. The transcript is spliced from 3 exons. NCBI's taxonomy places the organism in Eukaryota, Metazoa, Arthropoda, Insecta, Diptera, Tephritidae.
ACGGUGAUUGCAAGGAAAACUAUUGCAAUCCCUGCGGUUUUUCCUCUUGUUAAAUACGUUAUGGGCGUGACCAAGGGUGGUCUUCCAAAUCAGCCGGAAUCCCCACACGUCCGUUGUAUAAUACGACAAGAUGCACUCCUUCGAAAUUUCUCGCUGCUGCUGCGGCAAUAAGUGUGGCUGCAAUAUAUUGGCCAUUAGCUCCAGCUACAUGUAUAGCAUGUUAAACAUUUUUAUUUGUAUUUGUAGGAGCAUCUGACAGCCUACUUGCGUACAUAAAUAGAAAAUACAAAACAUGACGAGGGACUUGAAAUUGAAGAUGAUCAAGAGUACACAACAUUGGAAACUGAGAACAUGAAGCUAAAGCAUCGAUUAUCAAUUCUGAUUAAGACUAUUGUUGCAGAACAAAACGCCGCAACCACUACUAUUUUUGGUAAAAAUGUACCAGCGGUAAUGCCCACCGCCGUCGGUGCAAUGAUUUUGAUAGCACAACAAACGUCAUCCCCUGGGCAUUUCCAAAGCUUGCCGACACAAGCUAUUAUAUCACAUGUGAAUGCAACUGCGGCUAAAUUUGGUUAUUAUCAGCGCAAUAGUGUCACGUCAUUGGCCAAAACACUAAAGGCUGCUGGCACAAAUAAAUCGCCCAGAGAUAUAGCCAACGAAAUAAAUAAACAUGGUGUUCAAUCGCUACUUGUGGUUUAAACUGAGGUUGCAAGUCCUCGCUCCAUUAAUGUGUUU